UACAGCUUGACACAUGCAAAUAUCGACAAUAAGCGGUGUGUCGAGUGUAGGUAGAUAAAAACAACGUGAUGGCUUAAGCUACCGAUUUAUCAUCUCAGAAGGAACCAUGACUUUAUGAGGCAAGCCAGACUUGAUUGAGGAGUGUGAACGUCAUGGGAGGCUGCCAAGGCAAAUCCGCUCUCGGAGUGGAUGACGUCGAAUACAGCAAGAAACCCAAGCCUCCUAAGCCCCAGAAGAAACAGAGUGGGAAGCGGAAAUAUUCCAAGUCAAGUAUACACACAUAUCCAAUAGACAUUCCUGUCCUUGUGCAUGAUAGGCAGGAAAUCUGUCAUUCAUCUCAACCCAAUGGUCAUGUGCACAGUGAUGAGGAGCCCAAGAAGGAGAGAAUUCGCGGAUUACCAGAACCAGAUUUCCCGUCAUACGGACCAGAAGUGACGCGCUCAGACUCAUGUGACCCAGACACACCACAGCCAUGUGACGCAGAAUCCUCUGUUUCAUGUGGCUGUGAAUCGCCGGAGAUAGACUCGCCAUUUGUGGAUGAGCCUGAGACAAGGUGUAUUCCUCCGUCAGACAGCGGUAUCUACAGCCUGUCCCAGUCCUCUCAAGAAACCACGCCCACAUCUGUCAACGGUCCACAUUCUCAGGACCACACCUCUGGACCCAUCCCCGAGGAGAUGCCCCUCCACCCUCGGGACACCUCCACUCCUACAGAGCCAGAAUUCUGCACCUCCUCCACUCAGACCGUUGGAUCGAGCUCUCUGGAUGAUAUUUGUGACUCCUCAGACCGACCAGAACCCCCGACAAACCUGCCUGUUAAGCGCUUCCUCAGCCACCAUGGCCUGCCCCCUCAAAGGCCCCAGUCUGAGUCCCGCUUCAGCUUUAAGCGUCUGAGGAAGAGAAAGGGUGGGGCUGUGAAGACCAGCAUUAGGGGCUCAUGGAAGUCCCAAGACAGCUUUGAUAUCAAUUCCAUGUUAAAGACAGGCUUGAGUCGGACAAACAGCGAAUGCUCAGAGAUGUGUUUGUGUGAUGAGCUUAACAGUAUACAGGCUCCUUUAGCACAGUUUGACUCUAUACUUACUAUGGACUCUCCAUCGUGUGGAAGUUUGAACAGAUUACCUCACAACCAGAGUGUGGAGAAUGUGAUAGACAACCCUUCUGGCCAGUUGACGUGCAGUGUGUGUAAGGGAGAUAACUCCAGCCUUCACACAUCAAGCAGAUCUCGUCCUCCCAGCCAAAGGAAUUCUUGGUCAGAACAACAUGGGUCUGAGGGUGAAACGUCUGCUAUUAGGGAGACCCCACGGGAAGAGAGCACAGACUCUGAUGGGGUGAUGACCGUGUGCAUAGAUGGGAAGAACAUGGUGGCUUUGGACCAGGAAACCUAUACCCAGUUGUUGUCAGACCUGGCUCUUGUCAAGGUCAAGCUACAGCGCAUUUAUAACUUACUUCUGCAGGAGGAGUUUGAUUCCAUAUCUGACAUCAUCAACAACAGUGGCCUGGAGACAUGUUUGGUGGACACGUAGCAGUCAGCUCUCCUUUGUUGGAGGUGAGUACCAGGUAUGCAGCCUCCCCAUGUGCUGUGACAGAGCUGUAACAGCUACAUCCAUACGUUGAUGUGACACCUACAGAAAUACCUGCUUGUGUUACAGGUGAGCCUAAGGCACAUGGGUAUAUAUCCACGUGUCCAGAAUGGUGGUGCGGACUAUAGGAAGCUCACCAGCAAGGGACCCGCAGUAACUUCUCAGGAAGGUGAUUGUCAUUGAGGGGAAGUAACUCAUACUGACCAAAUGUAUAUACUUGCAGACCAAUUUUAACAUUUAGCAAGGUUUACCAUUUCAAAAGAGGAUCAAUUCUACAUAUAUACAUGUUUCUAUGUUACCUGGAAAUUUUUAUACCAAAUAUACAAAUUUAUGAGAUGUUUCAAAUUUCUAUCCAUACCCUUGACCAGAAAAGAGAGAUGUGGUGCAUUUGAAUGUUUUCAUGUCAUAUCUUGGGAUGUUUCUAACAUACUCGAACUUGAGAUAGAUGUUAUGUCAUGGCCAUAGGUCAUGUAAAGCUCUGUAAUAUCUGCUGUAGUGUACUGUGUGAUAGCUUGACUAAUUUGAGAUACCUGUAUCAAAAACAGAGACUAGCAAGAUGUUCUUUGAGAGUACAAAUCUUACAUAUGUAGUGUAAUUGUUUAGUAGGUAAUUGAGGGUUGGAGGUAUUCUGUUAAAGUAAAUGUGUAUGAAGUUGGUCUCUUCUCUAGAGUAAGUUUACACAGCUGGUCAUUUAGUGCUAUGAUAGAAGUUUAUUAAUAAUAUUCAAGGUUUAUUGUGGAUAAAAUUAUUUGAAGGGGAAUAAUCUUUAUUUAUUUUUUGGGGGGAUCAUAUUUUUGUACCAAUCAUGUUGUGAAGUAGAACUGUC
Molecule: messenger RNA, 2403 nt
Organism: Liolophura sinensis
Lineage: Eukaryota; Metazoa; Mollusca; Polyplacophora; Chitonida; Chitonidae
Exons: 5
Coding region: 153-1520 (455 amino acids)
Source: RefSeq, a predicted model, not a curated record